Megalobrama amblycephala (Wuchang bream) is the source of this 6367-nucleotide messenger RNA. It is a transcript of the gene mitfb, whose product is annotated as melanocyte inducing transcription factor b. The record is from RefSeq and is a predicted model, not a curated record. NCBI's taxonomy places the organism in Eukaryota, Metazoa, Chordata, Actinopteri, Cypriniformes, Xenocyprididae. Gene Ontology annotation, biological process: regulation of transcription by RNA polymerase II; melanocyte differentiation. Gene Ontology annotation, cellular component: nucleus. Gene Ontology annotation, molecular function: protein dimerization activity; DNA-binding transcription factor activity, RNA polymerase II-specific; RNA polymerase II cis-regulatory region sequence-specific DNA binding.
GACUACAAAUCGAAACUAGCGGACUACUGGAGCGCGCGGGGGACUGACAGCUUGACAUCACGGUGGCUGGCACUUCGUGCGUCUGAAAGUACGGCACUUAAACUGACGUAUUAUUUUCCACCUGGGAGCUGACGAAAGUUGACAACUUUGAAAAUGCAGUCGGAAUCGGGGAUUGUGCCCGACUUUGAAGUCGAAGAUGAAUUUCACGAAGAGCCUAAAACGUAUUACGAGUUGAAGAGUCAGCCGCUGAAAAACAGACUGGCUGUUGGUGCCUCCCCUUUUGACACGCUCCCAGCGCAGCCGGACCAGCGUGACUCUCAGAGCUGUCCAAGGGCGCGCAGUGCACCUUCAGCACAGGAAAUAAAGAUGGAGGCUCUGGGUGUCCAAGUGCAAAGACCCUGCGUUUUUCAUUGCAGCCGCUUUAAUCCAUCUGAGCAGCAGCAUGGCUCCUCUAAGCCCCCGCUGGGUUCGUCGGCCGUGACCUCUCGUAUCCUGCUCCGCCAGCAGCUGAUGCGUGAGCAGCUCCAAGAGCAGGAACGGCGAGAGCAGCAGAGACGGCAGAGCUCAGCAUACGCACAGCCCUCCGUCACCCAGAGCCCCGCCAUCAACGUCAGCGCACCCAGCGGCCUGCCCAGCGCCACCCAGGUGCCCAUGGAAGUGCUGAAGGUUCAAACGCAUCUUGAAAAUCCCACAAAGUAUCACAUCCAGCAGGCACAGAGGCAGCAGGUGAAGGCGUAUCUAUCAACCACACUGGGAGGAAAGCUCGGAUCGCAGGCUGUGAGCUUGCCGUGUCCCAGCCAGGCCGCCGAUCACGGGGGAAUGCCUCCGGGGCCGGGCAACAGCGCCCCCAACAGUCCCAUGGCCUUACUGACCCUCAACUCCAACUGCGAGAAAGAGAUGGAUGAUGUCAUUGACGACAUAAUAAGUUUGGAAUCAAGUUACAAUGAUGAUAUCAUGGGACUCUCCUUGGACCCCGGACUUCAGAUGGCCAAUACGAUUCCUGUGUCAGCGAACCUCUUGGACUUGUACAGUAACCCAGGCAUGCCUCCUCCUGGACUCUCUAUUAGUAACUCAUGCCCUGCUAACCUGCCCAACAUUAAAAGGGAAUUCUCUGUUACUCCAUCUCCAGCCAUGAUGCACAUGAUGGACAAGCCCAGCUCCUGUAGCAACUUUGAGAACUAUCAAAGGCCUGAAGGGUUUCCUGUGGAGGCAGAAGUUCGUGCUCUCGCAAAGGAAAGGCAAAAAAAGGACAACCAUAACUUAAUUGAGAGGCGACGAAGAUUCAACAUUAACGAUCGAAUCAAAGAACUAGGGACUCUGAUUCCUAAAUCAAAUGACCCGGACAUGCGUUGGAACAAGGGCACUAUUCUUAAGGCCUCUGUGGAUUACAUCAGGAAACUUCAGAGAGAGCAGCAGCGCGCCAAAGAGCUUGAGAACCGUCAGAAGAAGCUGGAACACGCCAACCGUCACCUGAUGCUCAGGAUACAGGAGUUGGAAAUGCAGGCUCGUGCUCAUGGACUGGCCAUUGCCUCGUCUACACUCUGUCCAUCAGAUCUAGCAGCCCGGGCCAUAAAACAGGAGCCGGUCCUGGGAGACUGCAGCCAGGAUAUGUACCCUCACACGCACCCCUCUUGCCCCGACAUGGGCCGCUCCAGCACCCUAGACCUUAACGAUGGUACAAUCACCUUUAACGACUCCCACAGUACAGGCUCUACCACUUCUACUGAAGCAGGGGCUUAUGGUCUCAUUUCUAAGGCACAUGGCGCUAAACUUAACGACAUCCUGAUGGACGACACAUUGUCGUCUGUAGCAACAAGUGACCCGCUUCUCACCUCCGUCUCACCUGGAGCCUCAAAUGACCAUAAGGACAGCAUGAACAUGGAGGAAAAUGAUCAUGUUUGUUAGUGCAGCGAAAACCUUCAUUUGGCUUUUUAGGGCUGCUGGUCAUUGUUGCAUUUUUCCAACAAUGCAGCUGACGCUUGGGAUUGCUAAAGAGGAAGCAUGGCCUGUUUUGUCAAGUGCAAAGUAAUAUAAUUUUUUUUAUGUUUACACUCAUUUUAUUUUAUUGUAUUUUAACCGUAUCCCAGUUUUGCCUACCCAAAUUUCAUUGUGGGAUAAUAAUUCAGAUUGUGCGUAAUACCAAAAUAAUCAAGGUCAGUAUCAUAAAAAGACUGAUUUGUGUAACUUCGCAUAGGUAUAUUUAGAAUAUAAUUUAAUCAACUUUGGGAUAAUAGAGUUUUUCUGGGAAGACGUCAAAACUCAUAUGACUAAUUCGCUGCUGGUUCCCUCAAGAUUUUCCUAUUGGUUUUUGUAGUGAGGUUUUUCAAGUAAAAUAAGGUCUGUGGUAAACAUAACUUGAAGAUACUUUGACGUUUUGUUCUACAUUACACACCCAUACCAAAAACAUGAAUUUUGAAGCAGUUAUGUUUAUUUUUGAAAACAUGUUUCUAAUAAGUAACUAGAUAAGACAGUUUGGGGUGUGACUGUGUGCAGUUUACCUUCUACAGCAAAAUGUGCAAGUAUUGUCAAGUUAUGAUUACCACAGACUUUAUUUUACUCAAAGUGAAAAACCCCAUUUGAAAAUCUCAAGGAAACCAGUGGCGAAUUAGUCUUUCAGCUUGACGUCAUGCAGCACUCUAUAUAAAAGUGCACUUGAAUGAUGAUUUCUUUGGUUGUACAGUAGCAUGUUUAGAAGAAUACUUCUCUUAUAUAUAUAUAUAUAUAUAUAUAUAUAUAUAUAUAUAUAUAUUAAAGGAAUGUUUUAAGCAGUAAACUAUAACCUCUACGAGAUGUACUUAAAAAGAUUAAAAAGAAUAAUUCAAAAAUGAAAAUUCUGUUAAGUACUCACUCUCAUGUUGUUCUAAACUAUGAUUUUUCUGUUGAAUAUAGAUAUUUUGAAGAAUUGUUAUAGUUAUUUUCCAUAUAACAAUUUAUAGUGACCACGUCAAUCAAGCUCUGAAAAAAAAAAAACUACCAUAAAAUUAGUCCAUGCAAUUUUACAAGUUAUAUGAUAUCUGUGUGAGAGAAAAUUAUUUAAAUUUAAGUUGUUAUUUCUUAGAAAAUGUUACUUUUGUUACACAAAAAUAACAGCAAACCUGUUUGUAACAUGAGUGUGAGUAAAUUUACAUUUUUGGGUAAAAUAUUCCUUUAACAUAGCUAAAAAAAACAAAAAACAAAACAAAAUAAAACUAAUUCAUAAAUGUCGCAAAAAAUUCUGUUAAAUGUUGUUCUAACAUCACUGAAUAUUUAAGCAACAUUUUGAGCAAAUGCUCUAAAAAUCGCAUCUUUCAGAUGAAACCCACUAGAUAGAUGUCUGGACAAAGUAUGUUCGCUAUGACCCAAAAUAGCUGACCAUAAAUUAUUUCAUUCAAUUAUUAAUCGAUGCCAAUAUUUUUGCCAGUAUUACUUUAUUCAUGUUUUUGAGACAUUUUUGAGACUGUUGUCUUAGCUCCAUAGAUUUGUGGAAUAGUCUAUAAAAUAAUCUAUCUGAAGAAAUACUAAGUUCUGACAUGAAACUCUAGAUGGCGCAGGCUGAUGGGUCCUUAAUGCAACCUGGUGACAAUUAUGUUGUUAACUACAAGCUGAUUGGUUCAUGUUCGCAUUUGCAGCAAAUGAGCUUGCUGCUCAACAUUGAAAGUGCGCUGCAAACUGCUACAGCAAACACUGACCAGCUAUUUAAAAGUUCCCUUCACCUCCCCCAGCUCCACCUGUAUAGAUCUGCUACGGGUAAUUUCAUAUGCUAUUUGUGCAGCAGCAGCAUGUGUUUGUAUGUAUUGGUUGUAGAAAGUCUCUUGCUCUGCAGCAGCAGCAAUAUCAGCAGCAGUAGCGUAGCAGAUCUGUUAUGCCAAGGCCAAAUACAUUGUCAAACAUUGUCAUAUCAUUACCACGCUGAACUCUUCCGAGAGUUGUCAUGAUAGAAAUGCAUGUGUGGAGGGACAAUUCAAAAUGUCCAACUGAUUUUCAAAUAUUCUGUGGAAUGUGCCAAGCAAUAAGCAAUAUUCUGAUUUAACCCAGGAAUUUUCAGAACUGUUCUUGUCGUCAUAUGCAGUGCCUAUAUAAUUAUGCAAACGGUUUUCACCUCAUGCAUUUCUUAAGAUACCCAGAGGAUGCAUUUUAACAGUGCAUAGUAUGAAAAAUCCAUAAGAAUGUGAAGAAAUUUAUUGACACAUAUUUGAUGACUAAAGGAAUAAUCAUAUAUUUCAAACUUCAAAUUCCAAUUUAUUACCCUUUAAAAACAUUUUAAUUUUUAUCUAACAUUUUAAUUAUCAAAUUCUUUUAAUAUGCCAUACAUUUUAACUACAAUGUCCCAGUUUUUCUGUUGUUGUUUUUUUAAUGGCAAAACACUGGAAGAAAGAUCAUACUGUACCUUGGAAAAAAAAAAAAAAAAACAUUUUAUAUUUUGUUCUAACACUUGUUUUUUUUUUAUUCUUAUAUGGUGUAAAUGAAUGAUUAUGUUUGUAAUAAUAAGCUGUGCUGUUACUGUAUAUUUCUACUGUUUGAAAGUGCUAAACUCAGAUGUACUGAUGUUUGCCUUUAAGUAGCAUCCAAUUUGUGCCACUAUAAUGAUCAUGUAGGUGAAACUAUUAUGUGUUGUUUCAUAGAACUAUGCAAAGAUAACUUUUAGUUGAGUAAUCAACCUGUUUCAUGGAAAGAUGUUGUAAGAGUUUAGUGUAGGUAACAUAGUCAGAUCACUGUAAAGUGCCUUACAUAACAAACUUGCGACUUAAAGCAAUAGUUCACCCAAAAUAAUGAACGUCAUCAUUUACACAUCCUCAUGUCAUUCUAAACCUGUAUGACCUUUUUUCUGCUAUGGAACACAAAAAGAGAUGUUUAGCAGAGACUUCACGCUGCUCUUUUCCACAAAGUGAAGAUGAAUGGGGACAGUUAACCCUAAAUGUGUAUUUAAGUAUAAAUUAAGUGGGUUUGUAGUAUAGACUGUAAAAAAAGAUGGAUGAUGUAUCUCCACUUCCUUUUCCUUUCACUACAGAAAAAUUAAGCCAAAAUAUCCCAGAAGUGGCUGUUGACAUUGUUUGCCGAUUAGGUCAUUUGGAGCCCCAGUCUGCGCAGUAGUGAUCCUGAGGUGGAGCCGCGGUAUCAAGGUCCCGCCCACACUCCCUCUCCCCCACACUCGCAAGCACAGCUGUCAAUCAUGACAUUACAUACAUGAUUUAUAGCAUCAAACUAAAACCUACUUAUUGGAAAAAAUGAACAUACAUAGGCAUGAUGAGAACUAUGUAAAAUGACAGAAACCAACCUUGGAAAAAAAUAAUUUGUGUAACUGGAUUUUUUUGUUUGGCUCGCAUCCCAUUUGAUUACAUGGAGAGGGCAGAGUUUAUGGCCUAUACUGCAGUCAGCCACCAGGGGGUGAUCAAAAUGCUUUGGCUUCACUUUUCAGGAAAUGUGUGGCAUACUUGGUUUGGAGCAACAUGAGUAAGGAAAUGAUUUUCAUAUUUUAAUUUUUGUGUGAACUAUCCCUUUAAAUGAAGCAUUCUCUUCUAUUUAUGUGAUUUUAGACUUAGUCUUAAACUGUGGAACCCAAUGGUCUAUCAGUAGGAUCAUGAAAACUUAGUUAAUACUGACCCACAGUGUUCGACUCAAGACUUGAUCUGUUUUGUAUUCUGGCUCAAACCUGAGGUGUCUUGAAGCACUAUAAAACUUUCAAGAAUAGUGUAUAAUAUAAACUCCUUUGCCUACUAGACAGAAACUACUGAAAGUUGUCCUCUGAAUGUAAUGUUACACAGUGUUGACUACUAAAACUUUGCCAAAUUCCAAGUGAAGUCUAAAUAUGCAGUGAAACUUUUACAUAUCUCAUUGUGGAUUUAUAGCAAAACUGGCUGUUGCGAUUUUUUUCUGAGCAAUAAUUAAGACAAUCAGGUAACAGGUAAAGCACAAGGCUCCUGUAUGAAUGCAUAUGUAUCAGUCACAUCAAUGAAAGGUGCCUUUAAAACAGGCUUCCAUUGAACUUCCUUUAAUAACAAAUACAGAUUGGUCUGUCUUUUAUAAAAGUGUCUUGGCUAUAGCUAAAGACGGUUUUUGUUUUGUUAAUAUACUUUUGUAUUAUAUUUUUUAAGCUUAACCAAACAUUAUUUAAGAAAGGACUUAAAAUAGCUUGAGAUGUUGAUUUUUGGUUGAAUUUUUAAAGCAUUUAUUUCGUAUGAAUUCAAUACUGGAAGCCGGCCCACUUGUUGGGAAAGUCACCUUUCACUCAAACUGUUGUUUUGAAACCGUGUAACUUCCACUGGGAAGCUUUAUGAGGAAAGUAGCUGGUCACUAAUGUGACCAUUUCAUUGUUGGGAUUCAAGCUUGACAAGUGUAUUGGGAAUGAAAAUGUUACAGACAUUAAAAUAAAACUGAGUGGUUUUCACAA